AUGGAUAGGAUCCCCCAAAAGAUACCGACCUCCAUAGGUGCAAUAUCUCAGCUGUCUCCUUCCUCCUCCAAGUUGCUUGCUGCUGCAUUCACUCCCCAUGGUCCUCGAGUCGAGGACCGGGCCACUAACCAAAUUCUAACCCAUCUCCACAUUGGAACCCCUCCGAUCACAAGAACCUUCAUCGUCGACCUCGCCGGCCAAAUCCCCUGGCUCGACUGCUACACCACGGCUAAAUACUCUGCAUCCACUUCCUCCACUCACCGCCUCGCCAAAUGCGGCUCCGCCCCUUGCUCCGUCACCGCAGCUGCCUGCUCUGGCAUCUGCCGCUCCGCCUCGGGACCCAGCUGCCACAACAACACCUGCCAGCUCAAGACCCGAAACCCGAUUCGCAACGCCGACAGUUUAUCCGAGGUCGCCGUCGAUACGGUCACGCUUCGCUCCACCAUCGGCGGUGGCAGGGCGGGCAAACACGUCUCCAUCCCCAAUUUCAUCCUCGCCUGCGACGAUUCCUACCACCUGGGCCACCUCGCCGCCGGCGUAGUCGGCUCAGUAGGUCUCGCAAGAAGCAGAGUCUCCGUCCCUUCCCAGCUCUCCUCAGCUGCAACCCUAGCCGCGAAAUUCGCGAUUUGCUUGCCCUCGUCCCCUGAUUCCAACGGAAUCAUGUUCUUCGGCGACUCCCCUUACGUUUUCUACCCUUCCGACAACGAAACCCGAUCAAUCGACGUUUCCUACAGACUAAUUUACACGAAGCUCCAUACCAAUUACCGCAGGACGACCGCCCCCGGCGCCCGCGGACCCGAAAUUCCAGACUACUUCGUCAAAAUCAGCUCGAUUCUGGUCGAGGGAUCACCGAUUCGGAUCAAUUCCACGCUGCUGGAGUUUCACCGGAGCGGAAUCGGAGGGACGAGGGUGAGCACGACGGAUCCGUACACCGUACUGGAGAGCUCGAUCUACAGAUCUCUGGUGAGGGCUUUCGAAAUCGAGGUGAUGAAGACGCCGAGGGUGAAGAAGGCGGCCGCGGUGGCGCCGCUCAGGAACUGCUACGAGAAGGGCGAUCUGCCGAUGUCGCUGAGCGGGCUCUCGGUGCCGGAGAUCGCCCUGGUUUUCGAGAACGCGGAUGUGAAGUGGGAUAUCUUCGGGGUGAAUUCGGUGGUGGAGGUGAGCGAGGAGGUGUUUUGCCUGGGGUUUGUGGACGGCGGGCCGAUGACGGCGAAGGGGGCCACGGUGGCGGCGGUGAUCGGAGCGUAUCAGAUGCAAGGGGUUCUGGUUCAGUUCGAUUUGGGGUCCGGGACGAUGGGUUUUACUAACACGCUUUUGGCUGAGAGCGUCGAGUGCUCCAACUUCCGUUUUUAG
Messenger RNA from Linum tenue, 1353 nucleotides. Lineage: Eukaryota; Viridiplantae; Streptophyta; Magnoliopsida; Malpighiales; Linaceae. The record is from the annotation of a GenBank genome assembly.